AUGUUGGCUCUAAAAGAUGGGAUAAGAGUAAAAAAGUCAUGUAAAGCUCUUUAUGAGGUUGGUUGCAAGGACAAGGCAUGCAAGUUCAAUGUGCGUGCAACGAAGUUACCUGAAGGAGGAGAAUAUUGGCAAGUUCGGAUGUUCCACAAAGUACACACGUGUACUGUCGAUGGUUUGCAAUGGCAAUUUGCAACCGUGAGUGUGAAGAUAAUUGGUGAACUUAUGUCACACAAGCUUCAGGUUAAUGGAGCAGCAUUAAGACCUAAUGAUAUAAUUGUGGCUACUAAUGAGAUAGAAAUAUUCAAAUAUUAUUUCUGGGCAUACGGGGCUUGUAUUCGGGUGUUUAGGGAUGUAAUGCAUCCUACGGUUGCAAUUGAUGCGACACAUCUGAAAAGCAGGUUCAAGGGUGUUCUGUUUGUCGCUGUAUGCAAAGAUGCAAAUGAGUUUGUAUAUCCAGUUGCGUUUGGCAUCAGCCAUGUUAAGGACGAAGACUCAUGGAUGUGGUUUCUUAGCAAGCUGCGUGAAACGGUUGGUUGCCUUGAAACCACUAUGUUCAUUUCUAAUCAGCAUCUCGGCAUUAAGAAAGCAAUCCAAAAUGCAUACCCAGAAGCACACCACGAUUUAUGCGGUAAAUGCAAACAUGAAGCCAUUGAAUUCUGCGCUAACUACUACAAGACAACUGUUUUGGUGGAGGGUUAUGCGGGGUCUAUUCACUCGGUAGGCCAUCCCAGUGAAUGGGACAUCCCCCCUCAUGUGAAACAAAUUGUCGUCUUGCCACCACCUUGGCAAGGCCAAGCGGAAAGACCUAGAAGAAGAAAGAUUCCAUCUGCAGGUGAAGGCAGUCGAGCACGGAGAUGUUCACAAUACAAGAGGUACGGCCAUAACAGACAGAAUUGCCCAUCACCAUUUGCAGUUCCAUCCAUAAAUCCGACACCAUUUCCAAGUCAAUCGACUCCUCCACAAGUGCGUCGAUCGAAAGCAUGUUCAAGUUGCAGACAAACCUCACACACACAACAACUGUCCAAUACGAAGGAUAAUGUCUAA
Messenger RNA from Theobroma cacao (cacao), 1044 nucleotides. The record is from RefSeq and is a predicted model, not a curated record. Lineage: Eukaryota; Viridiplantae; Streptophyta; Magnoliopsida; Malvales; Malvaceae.